Molecule: messenger RNA, 2832 nt
Organism: Microtus ochrogaster (prairie vole)
Lineage: Eukaryota; Metazoa; Chordata; Mammalia; Rodentia; Cricetidae
Product: zinc finger protein 709-like
Exons: 4
Coding region: 105-1760 (551 amino acids)
Biological process (GO): regulation of DNA-templated transcription
Source: RefSeq, a predicted model, not a curated record
GGCUAGGAUCCGUAUCUGAGCAAGCGCGUGUGCUGUGGUGUUCUGUGCUGAGAGCAGUGCUGCAGGGAGCUGUGUGGGGCCAGGGAGAGCUCGGAAGCUGCGACAUGGAUGCAGUGACCUAUGAGGAUGUGCAUGUGAACUUCACUAGGGAAGAGUGGACUUUGCUUGCUCCUUCCCAGAAGAGUCUCUACAAAGAUGUGAUGGUAGAAACCUACAGAAAUCUCACGGCCAUAGGCUACAAAUGGGAAGAUGAGAAUAUGGAAGAAUAUUAUCAGCACUUUAGAAGAAAUGGAUGGCACAAAAGAAGUCAUCCUGUAGAGAAUCACUAUGAAUGCAAGCAGUGUGGUAAAACCUUUUCAUGUCACCAUGAAGAGUAUUCUAAUCUUCCGUUUCAAGACUCAAAUCAUACUGGACAGUCAUCCUAUGAAGGUAUUCAAUGUGGCAAAGACUUUGCACAUCACAGUUAUCACCAAAUACCUGAAAGAACAAAAAGUGGAGAGAAUCACAAUGAAUAUAAGCAGUGUGGUAAAACUUUUGGACAUCAUAAUCAUCUUCAAAAGUAUGAAAGCACUCAUACUGUAGAGAGACGCUUCAAAUGUAAACAAUGUAGCAAAUCCUUUACACUUAAUUUUAAUCUGAAAAUGCACGAAAGAAUUCAUACUGGUGAGAAACCCUAUGAAUGUGAGCAAUGUGGUAAAGCCUUUAUGCGGGUCAGUCAUCUGAAACUACAUGAACGAAAUCACACUGGAGAGAAACCCUAUGAAUGUAAGCAAUGUGGUAAAGCCUUUACAUGUAACAGUCGUCUGAAAAUACAUGAAAGAAUUCAUACUAGAGGGAAACCCUAUGAAUGUAAGCUAUGUGGUAAAGCAUUUACAUGUAACAGUCAUCUGAAAAUACAUGGAGUAGUUCAUACUAGAGAGAAACCCUAUGAAUGUGAGCAAUGUGGUAAAGCCUUUAAAAGUAGAAGCUACCUAAAAAUACAUGAACGAAAUCAUACUGGAGAGAAACCCUAUGAAUGUAAGCAAUGUGGUAAAGCCUUUACAUGUAGCAGUUAUCUCAAAACACAUGAAAGAAUUCAUACUGGAGAGAGACCCUAUGAAUGUAAGCAGUGUGGUAAAGCAUUUACAUGUAAUGGUAAUCUGAAAAUACACGAAAAAACUCAUACUGGAGGGAAACCCUAUGAAUGUAAGCAAUGUGGUAAAGCCUUUGUAUGUAACAGGUUUCUGAAAAUACAUGAACGAAAUCAUACUGGAGAGAAACCCUAUGAAUGUAAGCAAUGUGGUAAAGCCUUUGUAUGUAUCAGUUAUCUGAAAAUACAUGAAAGAAAUCAUACUGGGGAGAAACUCUAUGAAUGUAAGCAAUGUUAUAAAACCUAUUUUUGUAAUAGCCAUCUGAAGAGACAUGAAAAAAUACAUAUAGGGGAGAAACCGUAUGAAUGUAAGCAUUGUGGUAAAGCAUUUAUAUGUAAUGGUAUUCUGAAAGUACAUGAAAGAAUUCAUACUGGGGAGAAACCCUAUGAAUGUAAGCUAUGUGAUAAAGCCUUUUCAUGUAGAAGUCAUCUGAAGAGACAUGAAAAAAUCCAUACUGGAGAGAAACCCUAUGAAUGUAAGCAAUGUGGUAAAGCCUUUUUAUGUAAAAGUCAUCUGAAAAGACAUGAAAGAAUUCAUACUGGAGAGAACCAUUAUAAAUGCAAACAAUGUGAUAAAAUUCUUAAAUGCAGUAGUUACCUGAAAAAACAUGAAAGAAAGCAUACUGCAUAGAAUCCCUAUUAAUGUUAGCAAUGUGGUAAAACCUUUAUAAGUAUCAGUCAUCUGAAAUUUCGUGAAAGAAAUCCUACUGGGGAGAAACCCUAUGAAUCUAAGUGAUGUGGUAAAAAACUUUUUUAUGUUUCCAUAAUCUGAAAAGACAUGAAAGAGUUCAUCCUGGAGAGAAACCUUAUGAAUGUAAGCAAUGUUGGAAAGCCUUUUUAAGUAACAGUCAUCUGAAAAGACGUGAAAUAAUUCAUACUGGAAAGAUAUACUAUUGUUGUAAGGUGUUCGAAGGUGUGUGGAUUAAUAUCUGGGCCUUUUAUUGGGUUCCAUUGGUCCUCCUGUUUGUUGUUCUGCCAAUACCAGGCUCUGUAGUAAAGUUUGAGGUCAGGGAUUGUGAUGCCUCCAGAAAUUCUUCUAUUGUACAGGAUUGUUUUGGCUAUACUGUUUUUUUGCUUUUCCAUAUGAAGUUGAGUACUGUUCUUUCAAGGUCUGUGAAGAAUUUUUCUGGGAUUUUGAGGGCAUUGCAUUGAAUCUGUAGAUUGCUUUUGGUAAGAUUGCCAUUUUUACUAUGUUAAUUCUGCCUACCCAAGAGCUUGGGAGAUCUUUCACUUUCUGGUGUCUUCUUCAAUUUCUUUCUUCAAAGAUUUAAAGUUCUUGUUAUAGAAGUCUUCCACUUGUUUGUUUAAGACUUUCUCCGAGAUAUUUUAUGUUAUUUAUAGCUAUUGUGAAGGAAAAUCAGGUAUGUUUUUGGAGUUUUUUCUCUACCAUCCUUUUAGGGAUUCUGUGGUCAUGUACAAGUUAAUGGCUUUUUCUUCGUGAAUUUUUCCCUUUGUACCAUCUCACCUGUGCAGUGAUAAGAAUUGUAAUAAUAUUGUAUCAAUAAGAGUUUAAAAUAAUUAACAGUAUUUUCAUCUAAAUAUAUUGGUACACAGGACAACCGAAAGAAUAUGUCUAUUUACAUGUGAAAAUGAUAGUCAUGUACGUUGUGUUUUAUUUCCUAUUCAUUCUGAAGUAUAAAUGUAAACACUUGUUGAUAACAGUUUCAUUAACAUUGUCUCAGAAAUAAAGUAUAUUUCAGAGA